AUGAGCAACAAUAACUCUGUAAAGGUUGAUACCUCAAAAAGGAUUGAUUUGUUGGCUACUGCAAACCAAAGUGGUCAUCAGGCCUAUCAGCAACACCAACAACAACAGCUACAUCAGGGUCAAAAGAGAUCGGUCAGCUCAAAGCACUCAAACAGUAAAGAGGUCAUACACAUUGGUAGUUCAUUCAAUAGUGAUGUGUUCAAUGAUGUUGAUAAUGACUUCUUUAAACAACAUCAUCAACAACAACAACAACAACAACAACUAAAUCAAAGAUCAUCACCAACACAAACAACGCGUUCAUCAACAUCAACAUCAUCAUCGAAACAAAGCAGGCAGAGUAAUAGUAAUAAUGGAAAUGGUAAUCUGAAGCAACAACCUCAACAACAACCUCAACAACAAAAGUACACAGUGUUUGACCCAACUUCAUUUGGAGGACUCGAUGACACAAGUUCGAUUCAGAGCGACAAUGAAGAUGAAUAUGGAUUCUAUGAGAUCAAGGAUCUAGUUAUAAGUACCAAUGGAUGCUCUCAGUACUAUAUACCAUUCCUUCAAACAACAGAGAUGUGUAGUAAUGAAGCGAGGAAAUGGCUGGCCAAGCGAUGGUUCCUGCCAUCAGACAUGGAGGAGAUAGAAUGGACCAAACAGAAUAGAUACUAUUACCCAGUAUAUGUGUUCAAUUUGAGUGUAACAACAAAGUUCAGCGCAUACUUCACAGUUAAGGAUGAGUCUGGUGCCAAGGAUGCCAAGGACCAGCAAAUGUGUGUCCAAGAGACACUCUCCAGUGUCUUUGACGAGAUCAUUGUCUGCGCCUCAAGCUCCAUUGAUGUUCCCCUUGUAGAAAGCCUUAUAUUUAAGAACAGUUACUCACAUAGGUAUCCAUAUUACCUUCCAGACAAGAGCGAGUGGAAAGCAAUCACCACAGACAACAAGUUGUCAGAGAAGACGCUUAGUAUCGAUAUCUCAAAGAAUGAUAUAUGGGUGGAUAAAGUACUGGUAUACCUUGAACAGAAACAGAAGGAGAGAUGCCAACAGUAUAUCCAGAAGAAGCACAAUGUGACAAAGGUAACUCUGGACAUGGGCCAGGCCACGAUUGACAAGGAAUCCUAUUCGAUCGUUUAUCUGCCAGUGUCAGCAGACACCUUUAGGUAUGGCGAGGCGCAUUACGAUACACUCACAAGUGGCAACAUUGGAAAGACCGUUGGCAGGUCACCCAAGGGCACUGGCAUGGUUGGAGCAACACUAUAUGGUGUAUUCUCUGGCGUGUCCAAGGUCGUCAGCGAUUCAAUAUGA
Molecule: messenger RNA, 1290 nt
Organism: Acytostelium subglobosum LB1
Lineage: Eukaryota; Evosea; Eumycetozoa; Acytosteliales; Acytosteliaceae
Exons: 5
Coding region: 1-1290 (429 amino acids)
Source: RefSeq, a predicted model, not a curated record